This is a messenger RNA of Emiliania huxleyi CCMP1516, 576 nucleotides long. RefSeq lists its product as hypothetical. Bases 1 to 576 code for a protein of 191 amino acids. NCBI's taxonomy places the organism in Eukaryota, Haptophyta, Isochrysidales, Noelaerhabdaceae. Gene Ontology annotation, cellular component: membrane. Gene Ontology annotation, molecular function: L-ascorbic acid binding; oxidoreductase activity, acting on paired donors, with incorporation or reduction of molecular oxygen; iron ion binding. The record is from RefSeq and is a predicted model, not a curated record. The transcript is spliced from 2 exons.
AUGCUAAUCUGCUCCGACUCGGACGGCGACGGUAGGCUCUUUCCGCCAGACAUCGAAGAGGCGCAGCCGCUGCUCGGCGAUGACGGCUUCGCGCUGUUUGCCGAGCUGCGGGCGCGUGUGCGCGAGCGGGUGCGCGCUCGCUACGGAGCGGUGGAGCCCGUCAACAGCUUGAUCAGCUGGAUCUCGGGCGCCGGUGCGCACAGCGCCGGCGCGGCCACAGCGGAGGAGACGGCCCACCUCCGGAGCUUUGACUGGCGCGUCGAUCCGGCUCACGGGACCUUCGCGCCGCACGUGGACAAGGCGAACCAGAGCGCGUACGACGUCUCGGCCCUGCUCUACCUCACCACCUUGGGUGCCGACUUUGCCGGCGGCCACUUCGCCUUCAACGACCCCGACUGUGACUUGCUACUCGAGCCGCAAGCGGGGCGCCUGCUAGCCUUCCCGUCUGGGUUCGACAACCUUCAUCAGGUGCGGCCAGUGCGGAGCGGCGAGCGUUUCGUGCUCUCCGUGUGGUUUACCGCGCACGGCGGCGACGGGCGAUUGAACUCAGCCUGUCGGAAUUUCGGUGACGUCUGA